GUAGACUUUUAUUUAUUUCAUAUACUCGGUCCCUUCCCAAAGAAAUUGGAGUUUCACUACUGCUAGACACGGAAGCUUGUUGAAAGAAAGCUUCUUAUAAUCUGUUGAAAAGCAUUUGUACAAUUUGUGGACGGAUGAUUUAUUCACAUGAUGUGGGAGCUUUAAAUAAUAGCGUUACAUGUCCAACUGGCAAGCUGUACUAAAAUGUCAUCUCUGCCUAAGGAUUGUCUAGAAAGCGUGGCAAUUAAGGAGUUUCAGAAAAAGUACAAGCUUGAUUGUGAUGAGAUAUUUGAUCUUGCUCAGACAUUUUUCAAUGAGAAAGCUGAGAAGGCGUUCCACUUAAGUUUUGACGACCGGAUUCAUCUUUCAGCCCUCAUAUGUAUUAAGAAGUACGGAAAGUACGAUCGAACGAAAACACCAGUACCUGGGCUUCUUGAUUUUAUAGGGCAGAGGAGAAAUGCUCGUUGGGAAACCUUAAGUGAUAUGAAGCCAAAAGAAGCUGAAGUAGAGUUCAUAAAUAGGAUUUGUCACCUAUGUCCAUUAUUCAUAUCAUAUUUGGAAGCCUAUUCACGCAGCAAAGGAAGUGUUGCUGAUCAUUUUUCAAAAGAAACCAACGUUUCUAGUCUGAAUGAACCUGCUGGUACCAUCGAUAAUGGUGACCAAUCUUGUUUCAUUUUAAAAAAUGAAUCUGAAAUUCGAGCAGCUUUAAAUGCUCAAACUGAAAGUCAGUUCCAAUCUUAUGCGUCCCUUCAUUAUCCCACAGAUGCAGUUAAGAGAGCUGAACUUAUUGCACAGUUGCAAGAUCGGCAUUUUCACGAAUAUAUGGCAUACAUACAACGUCAAUAUCCCUUUAUUCAGCGAUCACAGAUUGAAUCUUCCUCUCAGACAACCGCUGUGUCGACAAUGAAUGAUUCGGUUGAAGAUUAUCCAGUCACAAAUGUAAAGUCAAUGGACGGUGUAAAUCGUUCAGAAACAGUCUCUUCCAAUGAGGAUUAUAUCAACGAUCAAUCUGUUCUCAACGGCACAGUGCAGUUAGAGGCGUCUUUACAUUCCCCCGAGAUUCAAAAAGAAAACUCAGUACCCGCUGAUGUUUCUGUUAACGACCUGUCUUGUACAGAUACUUCAGAUCUGUCAACUCUUGAUUCAGAUAAGAAAUGCCUUGACACUGAUCCUUACCUAAAUGCAUCUUUGGUGGUACAUGCCCCUACAUUAUGGACUCGUGGGGAAGUUAAAGAAUUUAAACAGUGUUUAACUGAAGAUGAAGAGUCUAUUAUUCGAAUAAACAGCGGUGAAGUUUAUUCAGUAAGCUGUAAUAAUAUUGAAAACAUUGGGAAUUUUUAAGAUAUGUUAUGUAUCUCUGUCAUUCAAUCAUACACAAGGUAGAACGUGUUAAACUUGAUUUUUUAAAAAUUGUAACACUAUAUCAACACAGCGGGGUGGAAUUAUCAAGACAUACCACCAGAUUAGUGACUCUGUCAGUGGUAGUAGUAGAGAUUAGGUAUAGACAAUAUGAUUCGACGAAGGGUGAGCUCACGGAAUAAGUAUUAUAUGGUAAUUUGGAGACUCAAAUUUUGAGAGAAGAUAGAGAAUGAACGUGUAUAUGCGACAUUGUGACAAGGUCUAAGCCAUGUCACUCAACGUUUCUAACCAUUGGCCGCAAUAAUCAUGAGGAUUCAAGCCAGGUAGUUUGCAUCUACCAUUAUACAUAUAUCGUUAAUCUUAUUGAAUUACAUCUUCACUGUGGGCCGUUGCAAUUGAAAUAUUGAGUUCUCAACAGGGGUAAAACAGUAGUAUACUGUUGUUUAGUUCUCUUCACUAGUUCUCUAGGUGAAAUAACUUUGUAGUAUUAUUCUGGAAAUUCCUUGUUGAUAAAUUUAUCUGUGCACUGGUCUACUGAAAAAAAAUUACACUGGAAGAAAAUCACUGACCACUCAGUCAGAUUUUGGUCAGGCUGUCUGAUUAAAGAUUCGUUUGAAGAUUAUGAAGGCACUAUCUUAGCGUUUUAGAAAAUGGCUUACUGAAUAAGUCUGGAUUACGAAGCUGAUAAAACAGUCUAUACAAACAAUCGUACCCUAUCAUAACCAUUGCAUUGAGUCUUCAAACAGCAGAAUUAUUAACUUCCAACACUAACUUAACGAUGGAUGCAAGUAAAUUGGUUUGUUCGUAGUUGUUAAAGUGGAUUUGCACCAGAUUAUAAACCCUUUGGAGAUGCAUAUUUGGGAUGUACUCAUGAAUUGCUUCACAUUCACAUAUAUUGUUUGAAUAACCCCUAAAAGGUAACUGAGAAUCCCCCUCAUUUCUUAGCUCGGAGAUGAGAACAUUCUGUGUACAGUUAAGAGAUAAUCGAAUGGAUAACCACAAAAGUAUUAGAACUGGACUUAGGAAUUUUGAGAUAGUUGAUUUCCAUCAAAUAUAGUAAGUAGAUCCUAGUUUGUACCUACUUAUUCUGUUUGCCUUCAGAAUUCACUUUUUCGUUCAUUUAAAUGUCCUUCAAUCUCCUUUAGCUUUCACAUUUUGUUAAAUUUUGACUAUCGCGUUUAGUUGAAGUGGUGUAUUCUUCACAGAGUUUGGGGUGCAUAGUGUACUUGGCAGCGAUUAACAUUAAAAUGGAAUCAUUGACUGCUCAUCAUGUUGUUGGGUGCAGACUACCUGGUUGGGGUCUGAGCGAUAAUCGCGAUCAGUGGCUGAGGAUUGGGUGAAAUUGCUAAACAUUCACAAUGGAGCAGAUGCGCUCACUCUUCAUCUUUCCCUGUAUUUUAGAUUCCAGUAUUCCUUCGCAUAUACAUUUUUACUUUGUGUUUUCAUGUCCUCAAUCUUUUUUAUGGUCACCGUUACUGCAUUAUUCCGACCUAUUUUAUCAUGCGUGUUAAUUUCACAUCGUCACGCUAAUCUGGUGGACUAACUUAGACCAGGGCACAUCUGUCAGACUACGUUGAUGAAGUAAGCCGAUAGUGGAGCAUAUGCUUCGAGGUUUUAUGCUAAAUUUGUGUAAUAGUUCAUCUUACAGAUACUCUAGGCGUUUGCAUUUUUGAAAAACAUUAAUCUAGGUUCGUGUUCAAACACACCCAUCGGGCACGAGUAUAGUCUGGGAGUUCGCUACAGAUGACUACGACAUUGGAUUCGGUUUGUUUUUUGAAUGGGCGGGACCGCUUUCUGAUCCUGAAGUGAAACACAACAACCAUACUGCAUCAGUCAAUGCCGAAGAUGGUCACUCAGUAGUAACCAAGGCAGAGAACCCGG
This is a messenger RNA of Schistosoma haematobium, 3240 nucleotides long. RefSeq names its product Golgi resident protein GCP60, variant 2. Gene Ontology annotation, cellular component: Golgi membrane. Gene Ontology annotation, molecular function: fatty-acyl-CoA binding. The transcript has 9 exons. Lineage: Eukaryota; Metazoa; Platyhelminthes; Trematoda; Strigeidida; Schistosomatidae. The record is from RefSeq and is a predicted model, not a curated record. Bases 205 to 1341 code for a protein of 378 amino acids.